AUUCAAAGAGAGGCGUCCGCCAGCGGCGUCCUCGCCGUCACGACCGGCUCCGCCUCUUCGCUCCAUUCAUUCGUUUUUGUUUUUUUUUCCCCUUUCCAUUCACCGAGGUAGUGAGGCCUAGUCUCGAGCCAUGGAGCGCGCUCUCCCGGCGGCCGGCUUUCUCUACUGGGUGGGCGCGAGCACCGUGGCCUACCUGGCCCUGCGGGCCUCGUACUCGCUCUUCAGGACCUUCCAGGUGUGGUGCGUGGGCAACGAGGGCUGGGUCGGCCCGCGGCUCGGAGAAUGGGCAGUUGUUACAGGUGGCACUGAUGGAAUUGGAAAAUCGUAUGCAGAAGAGUUAGCAAAGCGUGGAAUGAAGAUUGUCCUAAUCAGCAGGUCCCAGGAUAAACUGGACCAGGUCUCCAGCGCAAUCAAAGAAAAAUUCAAAGUGGAAACAAGAACCAUUGCUGUUGACUUUACAUUGGAUGAUAUUUAUGAUAAAAUUAAGACAGGCCUGGCUGGUCUUGAAAUUGGCGUUUUAGUGAACAAUGUGGGCAUGUCAUACGAGUAUCCAGAAUACUUUUUGGAAAUUCCUGACUUGGACAAUACCAUCAAGAAACUGAUAAAUAUUAAUGUUCUUUCUGUUUGCAAGGUGACACGCUUGGUGCUGCCUGGCAUGGUAGAAAGAUCUAAAGGGGUGAUUCUCAACAUCUCAUCUGCCAGUGGCAUGCUCCCGGUUCCACUGUUGACCAUCUACUCUGCAACCAAGGCUUUUGUAGAUUUCUUCUCUCAGUGCCUCCAUGAGGAGUAUAAGAGCAAGGGCAUCUUUGUGCAGAGUGUCCUGCCAUACUUUGUAGCUACAAAACUGGCAAAAAUACGGAAGCCAACUUUGGAUAAGCCCGCUGCAGAGACGUUUGUGAAGUCUGCAAUUAGAACAGUAGGUUUGCAGUCCCGAACCACUGGAUAUAUGAUCCAUGCUCUCAUGGGUUCAAUAAACUCAAUCUUGCCUCGUUGGAUUUAUUUUAAAAUAACCAUGGGUUUCAACAAGUCCUUGCGGACUCGCUAUCUGAAGAAAACUAAGAAGAACUAAGUGUUGAUGAGUCAGUGAGCUGCUUGGCCAGAUGCCUGGACCUGUACGCGUUCACCCAGGGUACCAGCCUGUCCCCAGAAUCUCCACUGUUGUCUCAGUAAUUACUAACACGGCCAAAUGUUGGCAUAACUGUAGGAAAAAAAACAAACAAACAAAAACAAAAACAAAAACA
This is a messenger RNA of Peromyscus eremicus (cactus mouse), 1241 nucleotides long. It is a transcript of the gene Hsd17b12, whose product is annotated as hydroxysteroid 17-beta dehydrogenase 12. The transcript is spliced from 12 exons. NCBI's taxonomy places the organism in Eukaryota, Metazoa, Chordata, Mammalia, Rodentia, Cricetidae. The record is from RefSeq and is a predicted model, not a curated record. The coding region runs from base 131 to 1069 and encodes 312 amino acids. Gene Ontology annotation, molecular function: oxidoreductase activity. Gene Ontology annotation, cellular component: endoplasmic reticulum.